Molecule: messenger RNA, 1031 nt
Organism: Echinops telfairi (small Madagascar hedgehog)
Lineage: Eukaryota; Metazoa; Chordata; Mammalia; Afrosoricida; Tenrecidae
Gene: STARD5
Product: StAR related lipid transfer domain containing 5
Exons: 6
Coding region: 29-670 (213 amino acids)
Molecular function (GO): lipid binding
Source: RefSeq, a predicted model, not a curated record
UACGGAGCCACGCGCAGCUCCGGACGCAAUGGACCCGGCUCUGGCCACGCAGAUAAGCGAGGCGGUGGCCGAGAAGUUACUGCAAUACCGGCGAGACACGUCAAGCUGGAAAAUUUGCCGGGAGGGCAACGGAGUUUCCGUUUCCUGGCGGCCAUCAGUGGAGUUUCCAGGGAACCUGUACCGAGGGGAAGGCGUUGUGCUCGGGACGCCGAAGAAGGUGUGGGACUGCAUCAAGCCUGUCUCUGGGGGAUUGCGAGAGAAAUGGGAUGAGAACGUGAACAGUUUCGAAAUAAUCGAAAACAUCACAGAUACACUGUUCAUCAGCAGAACUUCCACCCCCUCGGCCGCCAUGAAGAUCAUUUCUCCCAGAGACUUCGUGGACUUGUUGCUCAUCAAAAAAUACGAGGGUGGAGUCAUCAGCACCAAUGCUACCAACAUUGAGCAUCCCUCAUGUCCUGUGCGGCCAGGCUACGUGAGAGGGUUUAACCACCCCUGCGGUUGCUUCUGUGAACCUCUGCCUGGGGAGCCCGACAAAACCCACGUGGUCACAUUCUUCCACACCGACCUCAGCGGUUACCUCCCACAGAAAGUAGUGGAAUCCUUCUUCCCCCGCAGCAUGGCUGGAUUUUACGCCAACCUUCAGAAAGCAGUGACUAACCACCAAGACUGACACUGUCACUGGUUGUCGAAGGACUUAUCCUAUGGAUGGAGGAGCUCCAGGUGGAAGGAUGUCCAAGAUCCUGGGAGAAGCUGAGGGUCUAUUUCGCCCUUUGGAGCCUUGCCUUCCAGGCAGGGGUUGCUUGGGGUGGGCGGUCUGUGUGCUCAGCCUUCUCUCUGCCUGCUGUCCGAGCACAGCUCCCUGAACAUGGUGGACCGAAGCCUCUGGCCCCCGGAUAGGGACUCUGUCAAGGCUCCACGUGAUGCACUCUGGUCCAAACCUUUGUCUGCCGGCCACUAGCAGAGUUGUGUUUCCCUCUUUGUCACAAAGAACCAGGUGCUGCUGCAUUUGCACCACCGAGAGCUCUCUCUGA